This is a messenger RNA of Xiphophorus couchianus (Monterrey platyfish), 1634 nucleotides long. RefSeq lists its product as uncharacterized. Lineage: Eukaryota; Metazoa; Chordata; Actinopteri; Cyprinodontiformes; Poeciliidae. The coding region runs from base 1 to 1086 and encodes 361 amino acids. Gene Ontology annotation, biological process: immune response; cell surface receptor signaling pathway. The transcript has 5 exons. Gene Ontology annotation, molecular function: transmembrane signaling receptor activity. Gene Ontology annotation, cellular component: external side of plasma membrane. The record is from RefSeq and is a predicted model, not a curated record.
AUGUCGCCCUGCGCUCUCUGGCGGCGCCUUCAUCCAGACGACAUGAAGUCUUCCUCCGGCCGCCUGCUGAUGGUAAAGUUAAAAUGUCCGCCGUCUGCACCAAUCAGAGUAAAUCAAUCAAAAUGGCCGACGGCGUUUAGGAAACCAACAUGGAGGACAAUCCAUCAGUUCGUCCCUCCAGGUCUCACCUUCUCUCUGUUUCCAUGGCAACCUGCAGGUGUCUCUGUGCUGCUGCUGUGUGGAGCGUCUGCGUCUCCAGUGUCUCUGUCCGUCAGUCCAAACCUGCAGCAGUUCUUCAUCGGGGAUUCCUCCGUGUCUCUGAACUGUCUGCAUGAGGGACGGACAGCAGAGGGAUGGACGGUGAGGGGGACCGGACCGGCUGGGGACUGUGGACCGCCUGGUUCUGGUUCCGGUCCAUCCUGUGUCCUCAGCCUCUCUGGACCUUCAGCUGGACGGUUCUGGUGUGAAGCGUCUUCUGGCCAGAGGAGUGACAACGUCAGCAUCACGGUGCUGGGUAAAGGUCUCAUCCUGGAGAUCCCGGCCCUUCCUGUCAGAGCAGGAUGUGAUGUCACGCUGCGCUGCAGGCGCAGUAACGGUGACAUCACUGCGGCGUUCUUCUUCGUGGGUCAGCGCCGGCUGGGAUCCGGACCGGAGCUGGUUCUCCAGCCGGUCCGCCGGGCCGACGAAGGCUCUUAUUGGUGCUCCACGGACCGGUUUGGGAGGUCUCCUCUCAGCUUCCUGAGGGUCACAGAUCCUCCUCUUCCUCACGCCACCACUCCUCCUCCUCUGGUGUCGGGUCCAACCCGUCCUUCAUCGUCUCCUCCUCUUCCUCCUUCAUCGUCUCCUCCUCUUCCUCAGGCCUCUGGUGUCUCGGUUCCUCGCCAGCUCUGCCACCUGCUGGUCAUCUGUCCGUACUGCGCCUGCAGCGUCCUGCUGCUGCUCAGGUGCUGCAGCAGGAAGUCGGGUGGAGCUCCGCCCCCUCACCUGGCCUUUCUGGCUCCGCCCACAGGAUCCCAACCCACCGUCGCCAUGGAGACCGCACAGCCUGCAGAGCUGGACCUCGUCACCACGGAGCACAACUUCUGAAGCUGGACCCUCCAGAACCACCGACCAGGUUCUGGUACCAGUCAGAACCGGUCCUGGUACCAAACAUCUGGACCUGGUACCAGCUGUUGGAAAUAUUAGUGUAAUUAUGCUAAUUUUAAUGCUAGUUUAAACUUUAGCACUUGUUGAAAUAUUAGAUUGUUUUAAGUUUGAUUUUAGGUUUGAUUUAGACUCAGUAUAAUCAAUAACUUAAUCAAUAUUUUUCUUAGAUAUAUUGAUCACAAUUUGAUUAAAAUGAAUCUAAUCAGUAGUUUUUAUAUUCGAUCACAUUAUUAAUAAAUCAUAAAUUCGUCUGAAAUUGUUUUAGUUAUUUAUAAACCAAAGGAGCUGAAAAUUAAUCAGAAAAUAUUGAGUGUAAAAAAUGUUUUGGUAUUAAAAUCUGUUCAUGUCUGUUUUAUCAGAGUUUGAAGAUUUUAUAUGAAACAUGUUUUAAUUUUAUAAUCUGCUGUUUGAUGGAUUCUGGUGAUCAUGAUAAAAUGUUGAUGUGAUUUUAUGAAUUUGACUGAAUAAAUUCUGAUUAUGAAGUUGAA